Molecule: messenger RNA, 1179 nt
Organism: Stereum hirsutum FP-91666 SS1
Lineage: Eukaryota; Fungi; Basidiomycota; Agaricomycetes; Russulales; Stereaceae
Product: DUF298-domain-containing protein
Exons: 8
Coding region: 114-971 (285 amino acids)
Biological process (GO): protein neddylation; positive regulation of ubiquitin-protein transferase activity
Cellular component (GO): ubiquitin ligase complex
Molecular function (GO): cullin family protein binding; ubiquitin conjugating enzyme binding; ubiquitin-like protein binding
Source: RefSeq, a predicted model, not a curated record
CGACCACCACGACAUCUACCACCGCUCUCCUUCUCCUUUUCGCGUUCUCGUUGUUCUUCUAUAGAUCGAGAGACUUUAUAUCCAAGCUCGAUAGAUUUUGCAAAUUCGCUCCGAUGUCUAGCAAGGCCAGCAAGAGAGCCGAAGAGGAGAAGUUGCUUCAGUUUACUAGCAUUACGAGCGCAUCGAUCAAAGAUGCCCGCAAAUACCUUGACAAAUAUAAACGCGUAGAAAUUGCCGUAGAUGCAUACUACAACGACCUUUCAUCCCGCCCCCGGACGACCGAACCGCCUGCAUCCACAUCUAAAUUGAACGCUGUGUUCGAUAAUUAUGCAGACCCCAACGAUCCGGAUUUGAUUACCGUCGAUGGCACCAUCAAGCUCUGUGAAGAUCUUGGAGUUGACCCGGAAGACGUCGUCUUACUCGCGGUAGCAUAUGAGCUGAAGAGUCCGAGGAUGGCAGAAUGGAAACGGCAAGGUUGGAUAGCUGGAUGGAAGAGUGUUGGGUGUGACUCGAUCGCAACGAUGAAGACUUCUCUCCUUCGAUUACGCGACAAGCUAGGAUCAGACCCGAACUACUUCCGCUCUGUAUACAGUUACACAUUUGAUUUUGCGCGCGCUGAAGGUCAAAGAUCACUUCCACUGGAAACCGCACAAGCUUUCUGGGCCCUCCUUCUCCCACAUGGAAUCCAAGGUGGUGCCCUCUCUCACAUUACAAGCCGCGACGAUGACGGAGACGACAGUAUGACGGGCGCUGACGAGGGCUGGAAGCUCGAGUACAAUUCGUGGUGGUACGAAUUCUUGGAGAAUGAAGCGAAGAUGAAGGGUGUUAGUAAGGAUACAUGGAUGAUGUUCUUCGACUUUGUGCGCUCGAUUGAUUCGAAAUUCGAGAAAUACGACAUGGAAGCUGCCUGGCCCUCAACAAUAGAUGACUUCGUCGAAUACGCCAAGGGCCGGAUCGCUACUGGCGCAUGAUCCAGUCGAAGAGUUAUAUCCUAACCUCAUCUACGCCCUGUAUAUCCACAGCCUGGUUCUUCGCUCCUGCUUUAUGUGUGAUCGAAAUACAGUGUGAUUUAGACAUGGACGUGGGUGGAAGACGGAACGAUGUACCUAUCUGGCUGAUUCUGUGCCGUGAUGUUGUAUUCCUGUAUCGAGAACACCGUUGCUGUGAUAAUGAAUUUGC